This is a messenger RNA of Patiria miniata (bat star), 5605 nucleotides long. Its product is annotated as receptor-type tyrosine-protein phosphatase delta-like. The transcript has 34 exons. Gene Ontology annotation, biological process: protein dephosphorylation. The record is from RefSeq and is a predicted model, not a curated record. Lineage: Eukaryota; Metazoa; Echinodermata; Asteroidea; Valvatida; Asterinidae. The coding region runs from base 1 to 4869 and encodes 1622 amino acids. Gene Ontology annotation, molecular function: protein tyrosine phosphatase activity; protein binding.
AUGGCGUCGGUUUUACGCUGGGAUCGUAUCGGUCUGAUGUUGCUGUUGAUGAACGCUUGUCUUCUUAACGGGGCACUGUCCCUGGAUGUGCGAGGGAAACCUGCCAGCCAGAGCUCAGACGCCACCGGUAGUGUCAAGGCUGAGAAAGCUGUGGAUGGAGACAUUACCACAAUUUCGCACACGGAUAUUCGUUUAGAUGGUGCUGAAGUACGUGCUGGAUUGAGUGAAGUUUGUUCAGAGAACAGACGUUUAGGAACAAUUGAAUACGGUACAACCGACGGAGGGGCGCGUGUUACUACUGUAAUAGCAGACCCUGUGGUCACUGCUCGCUAUGUGAGGGUGGAUAUCAUCGGUACCGAUGAAAUCCUUCAACUCGGUGAAGUCAUGGUUGAAGAAUUCGUGGAUGAAGAAGCUCUCACCUCAACUGUUGAUUUUACUCUCGUCGCUAAUCCUGCUGUCAUUCACCUGACUGCAACGAGCGAUGUCGUCCUGACAGCAUACAAAGGUCCCAAUGACAUACCUGCUGGUGUCACAUUUGGCCGUCAGUUGGCAACAGGUGGAAUGGAUGGACUUCCUCCCGGUUCAGCAGAAGAAGAUGAGCCAUCAUUACAAUGCACUGCGAGAUCGCUUCGACUACCUGCUGAGGAUGGGGGUGACAGAGUCGGCGUCUUCUACCUUGAGGCAUCUAGAAAUGGCAUUAUGACGAGGAUCCAAACCGUUCUUGUGCCCAAAGGUAAUGGAAACGUACAGAUACGGGCAGUCGAGAGAACUCAGAUAGCAAAUGUUGGAGACUCGAUUCAACUUGAGAUGCGAGAUGUGAAAGCACCAAACAUCAACUACAGAUGGCGACAAAAUGGGAGUGACGUCAUCACAUCUUGGAAUGACCAGCUCAGUGUGUCUAUUGAUGAUGUUGCUGUGAGUGAUGGAGGAGUCUACAGCUGCUUCGUAUCUGGCCAGGAGGAUCAACAACUGCAUGGCAUCAUGAGGCUCAUUGUACGAGGUUGUUCCUUGGGAAAGUGGGGGUCUUCCUGUCUCAAUGUCUGUCGUCGAUGCUACAACGGAGGCGUUUGUGAUGCCAAGACUGGAUCCUGUGUCUGUGCUCCGGGCUUCAGUGGAGAACAAUGUGAACAAGCACGCGGCCGCAAUGUCUUCGGUAAAAAUGGUGUUUAUAGCUGCUCUGAUAGCGGUGAUGAUCACGCCGACGCUUGCCAGGGUCGUUUGUUUUGUCUUCCUGAUCCUUACGGAUGCUCGUGUGCUGCAGGGUUCACCGGACUAGACUGCACGCAAGAGUGUCCUGGAGGGAAGUAUGGAGCUGACUGUAAGCAGACAUGUCACUGUGCUUCCGGGGACACCUGCAGUAAGGAUACAGGAGAAUGCAGCAAUGAUGCCUGUAACCCGACAUACUACGGGAUCAACUGUCAGUGUUCAAGUAAGAUAAAUGUGACUAAGCACCCUGUUCAUGAUAGGCGACCACAGCAAAGUUCGGAUCUUGGGACAAUAUUUCCUUUGGAUUCCAUUUCAGAUACGGCGCCUUUCGCAGGAGAAGUGAAAUCAGUAUCCAUCAUGCAACGCAGCCUUACUUUCUCCUGGAGUGAGCCGAAAUGUGGAGGCCAGACGGAUCCAUCUGUCACCAGUUACCGACACAAGCUAACCGGACAGCAACCACCGCUUAAAUCCGAUACCACUGAAACAUUUGUUUCAUUGGAUGGGCUGAUACCGUAUAUUGAAUAUAGUUUCCAAGUUGCAGUUAUCACUAGUGAUGGGACGGCCGGGACGUACAGUAACAGUGUGGUUGUUAGGACAACAGAAGCAGAGCCUACAGUUCCUCGGAAUGUCCACAUCAAGAAUGUCAGUGAAGAUUCCAUCACGGCUAGCUGGAUGAAACCUGAUCCCCCGCAAGGGAUUAUUACAUCCUAUGACGUUGCCUUGACAUCACAAGAUGACACACGUAAGGUGACAGAUGAGGGCAUCACUGUCGUAUACAGAAUCGAUGGCCUUCAAUUGAGCCAAACUUACAACGUACAGGUGAGAGCGAAGACAGUAAUCGGGCCGGGUCCUUGGAGCGAAGUCAUAAGCGUGACAGUUGUUGGAGAGCCGGGACCAUUACAGAACCUUAGCUGGACAAACCGAACUGAAGAGGCGGUUACAUUGGAUUGGGAUCCUCCGUUAAACCCUGAAGGAGAAAUAAGUGGUUAUGUUGUACAACACAGGGCAAUAGAAAGACCUUAUCAACCAGAUUUCACUCCGACGGACACUUUCAUGGAAAAUGAGACGGCCAGCGCUCCAUUUGUACAGGACAAUCUCAAUCCAAGUACACAAUACGAAUUCAAGGUUUCAGCUAGAAACCUGUGGAAUGUGGGCGAGUCACAACUCGUGCAAGUUUACACUAAACCACCGAAAGACAUACUAGCCCCACCUCAACCGACGGUAUUCGAAGGCGAGACGACCGACACUACCGUAACAAUUGGUCUAACAGCCCUGAUCUCUGGUGGAAAGUACAUAGAAUCAUACAUCGUACAAGUGAAAAAGGUCAAGCCCACUGAUGUGGCUCGAAGGGAAGCUUCGAUCUCUCAACACUUCAGCGAUUCCGCAGAUAACUACAUAGCUGCUGAAUUCAACAAAAACAAAGUUCCAAACAAAUUUGUCGUCGGAGACUCCAAGAUUUAUGGAGACUAUACCAAUGCACCACUGCAGACAAACAGUGUCUAUGAAAUUCGGGUUGGUUCCGUCAGCAAGGGAAACGAAACGGAAGCAACGGUGAAGUUUUCGCAAGCCUUGACCGUGAAAGUAUCACGGCCGAACGAUUCCACAGGACUUGCUGUAGGAAUGGUGUUUUUGGUAUUGGCACUGGUGAUAAUUAUUAUAGCCGCCAUCUUUGUUUACAAAAGGAGAUCCACUCAAGCUAAAGACAUAUCUGAGGGUAGGGGAUCAUUGAUGCUGUCACUGGACCAACUACCAGAACAGAAAAAUGAUGACAGGGCAGUAACUCAACCUAACGCAUACAAUGAGUGUGAUGAAGUGUGGGGUCAAUCUACACCUGCGGAACCAACUACACCUGUGGAACCAAUUACACCUGCGGAACCAACUACACCUGUGCCCGAGCCGAGGCAGAAGUCUUUCAAGAAUCUAGUACCCGUUCGCAUUGAUAAGCUAGCUGACUACAUAAAAACGAAGGAACUUGCAGGGGAAAGGGGAUUUGAGGCAGACUACAAGACCCUUUCAGACGGUCCGUUACACCCGUGGACAGUGGCAAAGAAGCCAGAAAACAGGCAGAAGAACCGAUUUGCCAACGUCAUCGCCUAUGAUCAUUCUCGCAUUGUCUUGACGCGUUUAGAGGAGGACCCUCAUUCGGACUACAUUAAUGCCUGCUACAUAGAUGGAUACAAAGAGACGGACAAGUACAUCGCCAGCCAAGGACCCAACAAUGCGUCUCUCAAUGACAUGUGGCGGAUGGUGUGGCAGAUGAACGUGGACAAGAUUGUCAUGCUGACGAAUCCGGUGGAAAAUGGAAAGGCAAAGUGUCUGCAGUAUUGGCCAACUACGGGAACUUCGGCGUAUUCUGGUAUAACUGUGGCGAUUGCGGACGAACGAGUAUUUCUGGACCACACAAUUCGGAUUUUCAAGAUCAUGCCGAUCGACAAUGAAGAUGACUGUCGUUUGGUGAAGCAGUUUCACUACAACACCUGGCCAGACAUGAAACCACCUGAAUAUCCGGCACCGUUGCUCAACUUCAUGCGAGUGGUGAACGCUGAACACAACGAAGGACGAACUAUUAUACACUGCAGUGCGGGCGUUGGUCGCACAGGGACGUACAUCUGCCUUGAGUCAAUGCUUGAACAGAUGAAACAGGAGGGACAAGUCAAUGUUCUUGCCUUCAUCCAUCGCAUGAGACAAAAACGGAUCAAGAUGGUACAGACUCCGGAGCAAUACAAAUUCAUCUUCGACGCUCUCCUUGCGGCCUCUAUGACUGGCGAGACUACCUACGAUAUGACAAACUUCCGUCGACAGCUGACUACUCUGAAGAAGACCGAAACUGGUUCCAAGAAAACAGGCAUAGAGAAACAGUACAAGACGUUGGGUGAAGUGCAACUGAGUCGUCGCAAUAACCGCAGCAGAUCAGCACAGCUACCAGAGAAUGCAUCCAAGAACAGAUAUCCAGAUUUUAUUCCAACCGAUCGAUCCAGACCAUUCUUGAUGACCGACGUACACGAAGAUGAUACCAACUACAUCAACGCAAGCUUCCUCCCGGGCUAUCGCAAGAAGGACAGGUACAUCGCGACCCAGAUGCCGAUGCCCAACACAUCUGCUGACAUUUGGCGUCUGGUGUACGACCAGAAAGCGACUUGUAUCGUCAUGCUGAACCCUUUGGAUGAGAACGACAAAACAAUGAGUCGUUACUGGCCAGAAGAGGGACCAAUCGAAUUUGGCUCGCUGCUAGUGAAGCUGUUACAGACUACACAGUACAAGGGUGUUACUGGGCGCACGUUUUCUCUACGCAACAACAAAGCCAAAUCUGAGCCCAUACGAACUGUCUGCCAGUUCCAAGUCCAAGACUGGCCGUCGGAUCAGCCGGUGCCCAGAUCUCGACAAGGAUUACUUACUCUCAUGGAGGUGACUCAAAAAUGGCACGAGGAAAGACCACCUAUCGUGGUUCACUGCAUGAAUGGAUUUGGUCGCUCGGCCGUUUACUGCACUCUGAUGUCGGUGAUGGAACAGUUGCAAGAGGAGAAUGUUGUAGACGUGUUUCAAGCCGUUCUUCGCCUCCGAGCAGUUAACGGCAGCAUGAUGUACUCUGUGGACCACUAUGCGAUGUGCUACGAUGUGUUCCAGGCCAACUUGGACUCGUCCACUGUCUACGAGAAUCUCUAGAGAAAGAUUCUCCUGGUGAUAAAUAUCCUUCAUCAAGAAAUUAUGAAACAAAAAUUGGAAAUUUGCCAAUUUCUGCCAAGUAACGCUAAGCUGUAAAUUAAGAUAGCUGUUAGGAACUUCAAUGUUGCUUUCAUUACUUAGCCCUAUUUCAAGUCUACUCCCAAGUAUCUUGCAUAUAAUUAAAUUACAGAAAAGGUAAGAAAAAAGGUUGGUUUCCUAAUACAUUGAAAAAAAGGUGGAUUGAAUUGUUUGUUUUUUUUCUUUGCUCUAAAUUUUCACAGCCAGAUAAAAUAGGGUAAAUGGUGGUCGAUCAAUUCGUUGUUUGUUUGUUUAGGUUUUUAGCGUGCGUUCUUAGCAUUUUGUUUUGGAAUGCAUUCUUAACAGUUAACAUGUAAAUCAACUGUUUAUUCUGUGUUUGCUGAGCUGUUUAUAGGCCUUGCUGCCUGGCCCGCGAUCAACUUAAUUAAUUAAUUUGAUCAGUUGAUGAGUGCGUGCGCAACAUGAUUUUUUUUGGGGGGGGGGGGAAUUAUGAUUACACAGUUGCUCAUGAGUCAUGGAUGACAGUCGAACACAUAGCUAUCAAAAAACUGACUCUUACAAUAACCAGUAGGCAAAAUCGCCACAGUGUCUCCACGAAGACAGCUUUUUCAGUAUUUUAACUGCAUAGGCUUCAAAUACUGAAAAUCGGCCGACAAGCGUUGGAAAUUGAUACAAAAAUACCACUUUUCUUGAAAAU